Aspergillus eucalypticola CBS 122712 is the source of this 598-nucleotide messenger RNA. RefSeq lists its product as uncharacterized. The transcript has a single exon. The coding region runs from base 100 to 456 and encodes 118 amino acids. Lineage: Eukaryota; Fungi; Ascomycota; Eurotiomycetes; Eurotiales; Aspergillaceae. The record is from RefSeq and is a predicted model, not a curated record.
GGUAGGUGGCUAUGAUUGUGACUGUGGCUGUGGUUGGUUAUUUACGUUGCACAUGUUGCCUUUCUUGGAUGUGGUGCUUGCUGGUGCCGAUGAUUGUUUAUGAAUAGCUCCUUUCUUUUCUUUGUUUUUCCUUUUCUGCCUUUCUGGUCCUCCUACUAUACCUAUGAUUGUACGCUAUCAUGCUCCGUGUUCCAUUCAACUGUACUAUUAUCAUUGACCCGUGGGCCGCUGGUAGUUAUUAUGAUCACAGAAAGAAAUAUAGUAUCCUCUUUUUUACUAAGUCCCCUGGUUCCCAAGUACCCUCCUCUAGCUCGCUUCUUUUUAGCUGCAUCAGUCGACCAUCAAUAUUUUGUCUUCCCUCCUAUCUUUUCUUCUCUUCCGCUUUUAUACCAUGCAGACGUAGUUGCUAAAAAGCUGCUCACAAUGCAAGAAUUCCAUCAUGGACUCGUCAAUUGAAACAAACAUGACCGGGUACAUGAGGGUAACAAAACAGGUUUUUGUUGCAUGUUCAUAUACCAGAGCAUUUCAGCUCAUCAUUGAUCUUCAGUACUCAGAGACACAGUUUUUGUGAAUCGUACUUCGGAUCUCUCUUCUACUU